AAAAUGGAACCGUGCACACCAGAAUAGCAGAAGAUAUAAAAACAGUUCUCUCUCUAAUUUGCACAUCACCACGUGACACAUGUUUACAUCCUCAGCUGUUCCUUCGGUGUGAAGAAACUGUAAGUGUUCAUUAGCUAGCUGGAUAGCAACCUCAAAAAAACAGAAAGCAGCACAACAACAAACGUCGUGAAAGGCUAGCUAACGGUGUCUUGCUAACUUAGUCUACUGGCUGGCAAACAGUUUUCAUACAAAGACGAAGUGCAUCCUGUAUGUUAUUCAGAAAUAUCUUUGACUCCACCAUGAUCUGAGCUGACCUCAGGGGAGCUCAGCUUCUGGAUCCUUCUGCUAGCCUCUGAUCUCCAUGCCACAGUGACGAGCCAGCGCUCUGCCUGAGGAACAGUCCCCCUCCUUGUUCUCCGUUCUUUCCUCUCGUCACCAUGGGAGGUGCCGUGAGCGCCGGGGAGGAUAACGACGACCUCAUCGACAACCUGAAGGAGGCCCAGUACAUCCGCACAGACCGAGUGGAGCAAGCCUUCCGGGCCAUAGACCGCGGUGACUACUACCUGGAGGGCUACCGGGACAGUGCCUACAAGGACCUGGCCUGGAAACAUGGCAACAUCCAUCUGUCCGCACCCUGCAUAUACUCUGAGGUGAUGGAGGCUCUGAAGCUCCAGCAGGGGCUGUCCUUCCUCAACUUGGGCAGUGGAACAGGCUACCUGAGCACAAUGGUGGGCCUCAUCAUAGGGCCGUUUGGCGUGAACCAUGGGGUUGAACUCCACAAGGAUGUGGUGGAAUAUGCCAAGGAGAAACUAGAGGACUUCAUAAAGAGUAGUGACAGCUUUGAUAAGUUUGAGUUCUGUGAACCCGUCUUUGUGGUGGGGAACUGUUUAGAGAUCUCAUCGGACAGUCACCAGUACGAUCGCAUCUACUGCGGGGCCGGGGUACAGAAGGAUCAUGAGAACUACAUGAAGAUCCUGCUCAAAGUGGGUGGCAUUCUUGUAAUGCCGAUUGAGGAUCAGCUGACCCAGAUAACCAGGACUGGCCAAUGCUCCUGGGACAGCAAGAACAUCUUGGCUGUGUCUUUUGCCCCUCUGGUCCAACAGAACAGAGCUGAUGUUGACAAGCCUGAUUCUGUGGAACUGCCUCCUGUGAUUGUCAGGAGCCUCCAGGACCUGUCUCGCAUCUACAUCCGUCGCACCCUGCGUCACCUGACCAGUGAGGAGAGCUUCGCCAAGGGCCUGGUGCAAAGAGUACCGCAGAAACGUAAGCGGCGGCGUUGCCGGCGGCGACGCAUCAACACCUACGUGUUUGUGGGCAACCAGCUGAUCCCCCAGCCCGCUGAGAGCGAGGAGGACGAGAGGAUCGAAGAGGAGCACCGGGAGGAGGAGGAGGAGGAGGAGAAAGACACCGAGGUCUUGAAGCCAGAGGAGCCCCAAGUCAACGUGCUGAGAGACAAGAUCAAUGCUUUACCACUUCCUGAGUCCCUCAAGGCCUAUGUGUUAUACUACAGAGAGAAAUGACUGCUGAAGCUCAAUGUGCUGUUCAUUCCAGACGAAUGCAAAGCCUGCUGAGUUGAUUUUCCUCUUAUUUCUUUUUCAGUACAAAUGUAGCAUUCUUUUCAUUUAAUCUUUGAUGGUAACCUCGUAAUGGAGAGAGACUCGAUGGGUAAUCUUGGAUAAUAUUCGGAUGAUGCUUUAACAAGAUCGUUUUUGGUAGUUGUAUUUCUUCUACAAUUGUUUUUGGAUUUGUUUAUAUGCUGUCAGAGCCUGCUGAAUGGAAAUCCUGCCAGAAAAUGUGUUUAAGAAGUCUGACUUUUAUGACAUUACGUUCAUAUUUCUGAAAAAUUUGUCACAAAAACAUUGUAAAAACAAACAAUACAUUUCUAACUAUAUUUGUUAAAAAGAUUCUAUUGAAAAUAUCAAAACUUCUACUGCACCUUUUUCUAAAAGCUUUAAACAUGUACUAUAUUUUGUACGUUACCUUAGGAUUUUAUAAGGUUGAACGGAGUCUAAACACAGAUUGAGCUCCUGCUUUGAGUCAAUAGACAACAUAGAUUUUUGCCCCCCUCAUCAAUCAUAAAUGGGGCAAUUCUGUAAUUUGUUCUUUUCUCUUACUGUGAAGCUGGGGACAACAGUGGCCCAUGUCAGCGAGAAACAAAAUUGGUUUGUAAUUUCUCCUGCAGGGUAUAUUCAAAUGAAUCUGAAGUUCCUCUGAUGGCUAAAUCCUUAUGCAUGUCGUCCCACUUUACAUAUAAGUAACUGGCAUUAGGCUUUAGAUGAAUAGGCAUUGUAAUGUGCUUAUUCAUUUUAUGGCCUUGAAUGCUUAUCCACAAGACCCUUUUCUGGGGUGGAGCUGACACUCAUCAGAGUGUAUAAUCAUACAAGAGGGUAGGCUAAUGAGGAAUACGAUUAAUGACUCUUUUCAGUGUUUCAAAAAGGCUGUCUCAUACAUUUCCAAGCAAAGCCUUAAGAGCUGGAUCUUACAACAAACAUGCCACAUACAAACAGCUAGAUCCACUGUGGUCACAGAGAGGGUGGUCCUAGUAACCCGUUGACCUAGUAUACAAUUCUCCAGUGCACAUGUCCAUUCCUGGUCCACUUCACACUGUUGAUCAUUGGAAGUGAUGUCCCGCUUGAUCAGAUAGAAAUUGUUCUCUUUUUUUUUUUUAUUCUAUAAAAAAGUCAGAAGAUAAAAAUGCAUUAAAUCACAAAUUGUACUGCUAUUUCAUUUGCGGCAGUGGUUCAUCACAACUAAGAUUUUGGAAGUCUGGACUGUUAGUGCCCAGACAAAGCACCUUGUUUUCUGGGCCCUCUAUUAUAAAAAGAGAUUCCAGCGCCGAUCUGAUAAUGUGCACCCAUGGUGCACUAGAGCGGAGGCAGACACAAAAUAAUGAAAUAUUGGUGGCGUUUUGGGAAUAAAAGUAUUUUCUUGCGGAACACCCCUUAGAAAGAUGGCUUGUAAAGUGCCAACGCACAGCGUCACAUUAGGAUGGUGCAGAGCGGGGUUUUAUGGCACAGUGAGUGGGACAUGUUGAAAGCUUGUAGAAUGAUGGUUUGUCCCUACAUUCCUUUAACGUGUGGCUGGAGAAGCAUGCCGUUGAUGUCACGUUUGUGUUGGUGUCUCUCGGACCUUCUUAGCAUCUUGAUUUUAGAGAACACGUUCAUAUUUCAAAAGCUGAGAUGAAUGUUGUUGAUCUUAGUGUUCUUGUGUAAGUGUGGCAUACAGUCGGUGGUUCCAACAACAACCUGUCUGCAGCGUGUGCUGUGUCCGUGAAAUCAUUUGAUUGUGGUAAAUACUUUGUUUUGUACCUAUACACUGGGAGGUCUGCCUGUCCAUCCACACUCCACUGCUGUUCUCACACUUGUGCUUCUAGGACAUCUGUUUAGUUUUGGUGAUGUGUACAACAUCUUGGGAUAUAAAGGGGAUUGUUUGCAUUCUUUAUUCCAACAAAGUAGCAGUUUUGUGGGGAGGUGAUAUUUCAUCAUGGUCUGUGUAAUGUUAACAUUUCUAAGGAAGUCAUUAUUAACAUGAUUAAUGGGGAUACCUUGUCUCAGUAAUCUUAUUUUUGGCUCCAAAUGUUAAGAGAAUAAAUGCCUGAAAUUCCAUGAAAUUUAUGAAUUAUUGCAUCUGGUCAAAUUGUAAAUCAAGGUGGACAUAAUGCUGGGGACUUGGAAACAGGAAUCCCAGAGUCAACCCAUGCACCAAAGUUAAUAACACAGUCAGAAAACGAUGCAGUUUAUUACAGUAACACUUGAUAGCAUUGAUUGGAAAAAUGGUCCCCAUAGCAAAAACGAUUCCCUUACCAAUUUUAUGGUUCAAUUCAUUUGUACAGCCAAAAUGAUUGUUCACUAAUUCUUUAUCAGGCCAACGUUAAUAUCUUAUGGAGUGUUGUUCAUUUGAAAGUGUUCCUCUGUACAUGGUAGGCACAUGAAAUAAAGGUCAUAGUCUACACACUU
Osmerus eperlanus (European smelt) is the source of this 3956-nucleotide messenger RNA. RefSeq names its product protein-L-isoaspartate (D-aspartate) O-methyltransferase domain containing 1 (gene pcmtd1). Gene Ontology annotation, molecular function: protein-L-isoaspartate (D-aspartate) O-methyltransferase activity. The transcript has 6 exons. Gene Ontology annotation, cellular component: cytoplasm. Lineage: Eukaryota; Metazoa; Chordata; Actinopteri; Osmeriformes; Osmeridae. Gene Ontology annotation, biological process: protein modification process. Bases 438 to 1520 code for a protein of 360 amino acids. The record is from RefSeq and is a predicted model, not a curated record.